AUGAAUCUCCGAGGCGUUUUUCAAGAUUUCAACCCUAGGGCUGAGGGUGAGACCUGUGUGGAGUUUAAGGCCAUGCUGAUCGCUGUGGGGAUCCACCUCCUCCUGCUCACUUUCGAGGUGCUGGUGUGUGACCGUGUGCAGCGGGGUUCACACUUCUGGCUUCUGGUCUUCAUGCCGCUCUUCUUCGUCUCACCCGUCUCAGUGGCGGCGUGCGUGUGGGGAUUCAGGCACGACCGAUCGCUUGAGCUGGAGAUUCUGUGCUCUGUUAAUAUUCUUCAGUUCAUCUUCAUCGCUUUGAGACUGGAUAAGAUCAUCAGCUGGCCGUGGUUGGUGGUGUGCGUGCCGCUGUGGAUUCUCAUGUCCUUCUUGUGUCUGGUGGUGCUCUAUUACAUUGUCUGGUCUGUGCUCUUCCUGCGGUCCAUGGAUGUCAUUGCCGAGCAGCGGCGCACACACAUCACCAUGGCAAUCAGCUGGAUGACCAUAGUGGUGCCCCUGCUUACCUUUGAGAUUCUUCUCGUUCACAAGCUGGAUGGUCAUUACAACUCCAACUACGUCCCGGUGUUUGUUCCUCUUUGGGUUUCUUUGGUGACUCUAAUGGUGACAACGUUUGGCCAGAAAGGAGGCAAUCACUGGUGGUUCGGCAUUCGCAAAGACUUCUGCCAGUUUCUUCUUGAACUCUUCCCCUUCUUGAGGGAAUAUGGCAACAUAUCCUAUGACCUGCACCACGAGGACUCCGAGGUGUCCGAGGAAUUACCCAUCCACGAGGUGCCUAAAAUCCCUCCCAUGUUUCAUAAGAAGACGGGUGUGGUGAUCACCCAAAGUCCUGGCAAAUACUUUGUGCCGCCGCCCAAACUGUGCAUCGACAUGCCAGACUAACAUUCAAAACUCUGUCCUCGUUUGGCUGUUCAUGAACAGUAUAGCACUAUGCACUGGGCUCUGCUUCAGGACAUACCAUUUAA
Molecule: messenger RNA, 959 nt
Organism: Sinocyclocheilus rhinocerous
Lineage: Eukaryota; Metazoa; Chordata; Actinopteri; Cypriniformes; Cyprinidae
Product: transmembrane protein 185-like
Exons: 6
Coding region: 1-876 (291 amino acids)
Source: RefSeq, a predicted model, not a curated record